Molecule: messenger RNA, 1062 nt
Organism: Exophiala aquamarina CBS 119918
Lineage: Eukaryota; Fungi; Ascomycota; Eurotiomycetes; Chaetothyriales; Herpotrichiellaceae
Exons: 2
Coding region: 1-1062 (353 amino acids)
Biological process (GO): transmembrane transport
Molecular function (GO): transmembrane transporter activity
Source: RefSeq, a predicted model, not a curated record
AUGUCUACGAACGACACCAUCACAAGCAACAAAGGCCUGACGGAGAAUGUCACCCACAACGACCCAAGCGAGUCACACCAUGAAAAGAUCGAUGUUGAGGAGCAGGAAAACGUUCCACACUUCCAUGCUAAGACCUGGCUGGUAGUUUUCGCAGUGUCGCUUAUCUACGCCGCCCAUGUGAUCAACUUAGUCGGUCUGGGAACUCACGGCCGUGACAUUGUUGCAGUUAUCGGUGGCGCCCAAAAGUCGUCAUGGCUAAUCGGGGUUAAUGUCAUCAUGGUCGUUGUUUUCGGUCCUCCUUUCAGCCAGGCUGCUGACUUCUGGGGCCGGCGAUGGUUCCUUAUCGUGCCGACCUUCUGCGGUGGGCUCGGAUCGAUCAUCAUGUCUAGAGCAACGUCGAUGGAUAUGGCACUUGCUGGACAGUGUAUUGUUGGUGUUUCAUACGGCGCACAACCUUUACUGCAUGCUGUGGCUUCUGAAGUUCUCACGCAUCGCAAUCGAGUCGCAGCUCAAGCCGCGGUGAAUGCUGGGUCGGGCCUUGGAGGAGUCGCGGGCCUUCUCGUUGGGGCGGCACUGAUGGGAAAUGGCAACCCCAGUGGGUUCCGCAAUUAUUGGUACAUGACUGCCGCCAUAUACCUGGUUGCAGCAGCUGUCACUGUCGCCUUUUACACCCCACCACUGCGCAGUUUGCAGACAGAACUUCCAUUCAAGGAAAAACUCAAUCGCUUGGAUUGGGUCGGCUACGCACUUCUUGGGUGCGGUCUUGUUCUCUUCAUGAUGGCCCUUUUCUGGGCACAGAACCCCUAUUCCUGGAGAGAUCCACAUGUCCUCGCCCCGCUCCUGAUCGGCGCCGUAAUUAGUGCCGCCUUUGUCACAUACGAGUGGAAGUUCAAGGCAGAUGGAUUGGUCCACCAUGGCUUGUUCUCACGAGACCGCAAUUUCGCCAUUGCCCUCGCUUGCAUCUUCUGUGAGGGACUCGUAUACUUCGCCGCAAACGCUUUCAUGCCUUAUCAAGUAGAGGUCCUCUAUGAAACGAGCAAAAUCGGGAUAUCACUACAGUAG